AUGUGUGAUAAUAGUUCCAUAUGGUUGGUAACGUUCCUAUCGGUCAUAAUACUGGACAUCGACUACGGGCUCUAUAUUGGGCUCAUUUGGUCGUUAAUAACACUGAUCUACAAGUCUCAAAGACCCAGAAACUACUUGUUGGGAACGGUAGGCGAUCAGACGGAUGUGUUUGUGCCGAUUGGCAAAUAUGUGAGCGCCAAGGAGGUGCCAGGUAUCAAGAUCUACCAGUUCUGUGGGCCCCUACACUUCGCUAACGUCGACUACUUUACCGAAGGACUCGAACAGAAAAUUGGUUUCUCACCAAAAGAAAUAAAGAGAAAAUUAGCAAAACUGGAGAAAAUCAAGAACUCAAACAAAAUCAAUUGUAACAAAAACAUAACGGAGCACAGGAACCGACUGUCCUAUAAUAAUAAAAGGGAUACCAUACCUAAGCUACCGACUCACCUGAUUAUCGACUGUUCAAUGUUCUCAUACAUCGACACGAAUGGCAUUAAGACAUUGAAGCGAAUGAUUGCCGAUUACGGGGCCGUAGGUCUCAAAACAUUAUUAGGUGGUUGUCCCUCACACGUAACCAAACAGCUGGAAAGGGAUCACUUUUACGCUGCCGUACCCGCACAUCAUAUCUACAUCAGUAUAUACGACGCCAUACAGUGCGCUAUACAACAGCAAAGGGACGGCAUAUCGAUGGUGGCCAAGGAGUUGCAACGGAUGGACGACGAGAUUAACGGCAAACUCAACGGCACCGUACUGUCCAAUGGGAACGGUAUUCACAAUAUUGGUUACGAGAAUUUCGAUGAGAUUCGCAUAGAGCUCGAACCGGGCGUCGAGCAAAGGGUCAGCCCCGAGGGCAGGGAAAGGGAGACUGCGUUUAACAUUGACUGACCUAAAAAUGCAGAAUAUUCUGUGUUUGCAUACAUUACGAUAAUUAUGUGAUUUCUAGGCAAU
Molecule: messenger RNA, 945 nt
Organism: Oppiella nova
Lineage: Eukaryota; Metazoa; Arthropoda; Arachnida; Sarcoptiformes; Oppiidae
Source: the annotation of a GenBank genome assembly